AAAUCAAAUGGUGGGAGCGAGUGACCCCGCUAUCCCGUCAUCGCACCCCACUACCAGGCAGUUGUAUCUUCCCUCACAAGUUCUACGCGAUAGGUACAUCAAGACCACUAGACACCCCUGCCAGCCUUUCGAUGCUUCCCUGUGAGCAAUCUCUUAUCUCAGCCUCUGUUGCAUCCAUGAUCCAGCAUGGCCACGUUCACCCACGUCACAUCCAACCAGAGUCUUCGUGAUCCGUGUCUGUCUUUGAUCACCACAACUUGCCUUUCUGACCUGGCAUACUCGUAGCAACCAGCUUGUCGCCAAAAUUUCAGCAUCCGAGUUACCACCGCCAGACCGUGAUUCUCUGCGCCAUAUCUCCAACCUGCAUCCUCCCCUUCUCCCCUCGUGCUUGUACUGCCCGGCCCGAACACCACCGACACCCCGAAGAGGCCCCUACAAUAGUCGCCCAAGAUGAUGAAAAUAUGGUCUAUGAAAAAGGAGCAGCAGAAGCAGGAAAAUGCUGAUGCGGCAGGGGGGAAGAAAAAGAAGGUUACCGCCGCCCAACUACGUGUACAAAAAGAUCUCUCAGAGUUAUCUUUAGGCACGUCGAUGAAGACCGAAUUUCCCAAUCCCGACGAUAUCCUUAACUUUAUUCUCGAAAUCAGACCCGAUGAGGGCGUCUACACCGGCGGUAAAUUUACCUUUACCUUCAGCAUGAGCCAAAGCUACCCGCAUGAGCCGCCUAAAGUGCUCUGCCAACAAAAGAUCUACCACCCCAACAUCGAUCUGGAGGGGAAGGUGUGCCUUAACAUUUUGCGAGAGGACUGGAAGCCCGUGCUCAACCUCAACGCCGUCAUCGUUGGCAUGCAAUUCCUGUUCCUCGAACCGAACGCAUCCGACCCGCUCAACAAGGAAGCCGCAGAUGACCUGCGCGCCAGUCGAGAAACAUUCCGUAGGAACGUUAAGGUCUCCAUGGGUGGCGGCUCGGUACGGGGGAUCACGUAUGAUAAUGUCAUGAUUUCACAGUCCAGGCGUUGAGCAUAGUCUGUUAUGCUUGUGCAUUGAGCCAUGCGCAAAUAGCAACAACUUGUCUUUUCACCAUCCUGAACCGAGACGACCCGAGAUAACUACAUCGCAUUUACAUAUUAGCGGCGGGGCACUUUGCAUUACCUAGGACCUCCGGGGUUUAGGAGCAUCUGUCACGGAACGGCGGCCACUGGUGGCUACGGUUAAUGUCUCGGCACUGAUAUCUAGAUUUCAACUUUUUUUGUUUUUGUUUUUUGAUAAGCAGAUUGGCGGUCCUUUUUUGUUCGUAUCGUUUUCACCAUCACAGCAUCGGCGUUCUUCACAGGGGAGCAUGGUAUUCACGCUGAGGAAUAAACUUGCGCCGGUGCUUUCAUACUAGACCUGGAGUGCUCUCUGGGGCUAGGAAGCGACAUGGAUCGAAGAGAGGGCAAAUAGGGGGGGCAGGCAACGAAUGGCGGCAAGCAGGAACCGGCAGACAGAUAUCGAACAUCUUUGCAAAAAGCCAAAACAAGACGCAGAGAAUACAGGGAGCGGCUAUGAUGUUUCAUAUAAGACCGUUUCACGAUAGAUACAGGAUGGCCAAUACAAAGUGACUUCCCAUACA
Molecule: messenger RNA, 1609 nt
Organism: Xylaria bambusicola
Lineage: Eukaryota; Fungi; Ascomycota; Sordariomycetes; Xylariales; Xylariaceae
Product: ubiquitin-conjugating enzyme
Exons: 3
Coding region: 451-1017 (188 amino acids)
Source: RefSeq, a predicted model, not a curated record